UAAAAACGUGUUCCCUUGAACAUAAAAUUAAUGAAGACAUUGUCGCGGAAAAUAUUGUAGCCUAUUAUUUAUAAAAUACGGCAGUUAAACGUGAACAUGUCCUGAAUGUUUAAAUUUCAAUCUAAAAAAUAUCGACAAGAAGUCAGUCCGCAUGAUUAAACUUUUUUCAAAAUGAAAGAGUUUAUCUUCUCGUCUGUUUAGUUGAUUUGUCAACAUUUUAGGCAGCUAUUCGAUUGAUCAGUCACAUGAUGGAAACAUUGACAAAUUCCCUUUGAAUACUAGAGCUUUUUGAAGAUGGGCGUUACUCCAGGUUGACAUCUACCCUUAUCCCGUUGCGAACACAUUUCGCGGAGAUUGUCAAGUCUAGUAUGACUGAACACGUCGAGGCAUGGCUGGAGCACUUCAAAAACAUGCAUAUCACGAUUGGACCCGUGUUUGACUACGAUGGCGAUGGAAUCAAAGACGAAUUGAACAAAAGUGUGCCAGCGAUCCCGUCUCACAUAUUUUACAUCUUCAAGCGCUGCCUCGAGGAUCCUGAUGAAUAUGCGGUGCAGCAAUGUCCGGAAGAGUCUCUCGAUGCCAUCGCAGUCGUACUUCCGAAUGACGAGGAAAACGUGAAUUGUGAGGCGCCGCCAGAGUUCCUCUCUCGACAUUCUGCACGAAUUCGUGACAUAGAAAUGCUCACCGGGUUAUAUUUCCCUCAAGCCCAGGACACGACUGAAAAUUUACGACUUCGCAUGAAAGUUCCCGGGAAGGUGUGGCCUAUGACUCCACGAAUACUCGGCCAGCAUUCGACCGCACACCACUCGGACUAGACCCACGAGAGCUGUUUCAUUUGAUGCUGUUAUUGCAUUUGAACUGUUUUAUUGAGUUAAGAGAAGCAAUUGUUGUUCUAUAGGCUCCCGU
Messenger RNA from Notodromas monacha, 906 nucleotides. The record is from the annotation of a GenBank genome assembly. NCBI's taxonomy places the organism in Eukaryota, Metazoa, Arthropoda, Ostracoda, Podocopida, Cyprididae.